AUGUCCGUCAACUCCAAAUGGCUGCAGGUCAUCGUGGAUGAAGACGAGCCGCGACCGCGUCUAAACACCGUCACCAGCUGCAUGACGCUGUGUGACAUUAAAUGCGACAAUUACGUGCGUCUCAUUGCGGCAGACAUCUCAUUAGACGAUGAACCGACAGCGACCUUGAAAAUAUUUCGUGGCACUACGCUGCAUACAGAAUUGAAGCUCAACGGCAUACCAGCUGCCAUACAAAGUCUCUACAACGAUGAAUCGGAGCCAAAAACGCCAAUCAUUGCAGUGGCCAUUGCCGAAUCAGUGCUAUUUUUCCGAAAUUUGAAACCUUAUUACAAGUAUACUGUGCCUGGCAUAGAGGCAGAGGAAAUGGAAACAGAUCUCUGGCGUAAGCUGCCGACAGUACGCGUGGAACAGCAGCCAGCCCUGGUGGAAAGUCUGAAGACCAUUGAACGUCCCAAAAUGUCGCGAAAGUCACAAAAGCUAAUACAACUGCCACAAGAGGAACAAAAUGACUUCAUUAUGAAGUAUGCAGAAGCAACGGUAAUGCGUUAUGCGAACAUAGUUGCCAUGGCAUGCCUGGAGCGAAUAUCCAGCGAUGCGAAUCCACCCUCACAUUUGGUCAUUGCCACCGAUAAUGGUGAUAUUCUGGUGCUGGAACCACAAAGUUUCGGUUUAAUCUAUCAGGCAAAGACUUGCGCCUAUGAGACGGCCCCAUCAAUGAUAGCUGUGCAUGGCACAUUUGAGACGGAUUUUCGCAUCGUGGUUGCCACACGCUAUGGCGGCGUUUACCUGCUGCGGAAAUCCAUCAAGGAGGGUCAAGAAAUAUUCAAAAUUUCACAUCCAUUUACCGGUUUAAUGCUGUUGCCGGUGGAUCAAACGAUUACCGUGUGCGCAAUGGAUUGCCGACUCGUUUGCUAUUCGAAGAAGGGCAAGCAAUUGUAUGUGAAUAAACUUUCGGCACUACCGAUGUGUAUGAUUCCAAUUAGUUUGCCACAUUUGGGCAUCACACUUUGUUGUGUGGCACUCGACGGUGGCUUGGUGCAACUGUACCUACAACGAUAUUUAGUUAAUGAGUUCCACAUGGUUUCUACAAUCGGUGCAAUGUGCUUCGGACGUACUGGACACGAAGAUUAUGUGUUGAAUAUGGUUUCGAUCCAAAUGAAUGGCUUGCGCUUAAAGGGAAUCUCGAGAAUAAAGUGA
Molecule: messenger RNA, 1197 nt
Organism: Rhagoletis zephyria (snowberry fruit fly)
Lineage: Eukaryota; Metazoa; Arthropoda; Insecta; Diptera; Tephritidae
Product: Bardet-Biedl syndrome 1
Biological process (GO): non-motile cilium assembly; protein localization to cilium
Cellular component (GO): axoneme; BBSome; centrosome
Molecular function (GO): patched binding; smoothened binding
Source: RefSeq, a predicted model, not a curated record